AUUCGUCGGCGCUGCGUCGAUGGUGCUGUUCGGUCUUCUCUGGCGUUGAGACAAUGUCAUCCGUCAGUUCGACUAAUUCUAAUCCAUCGUCUGAAAGCGUACGGAAAAGGAAGAGGAACAAGUGCCGGUACUGCUGCGUAAAAAACUGCCACAGCCACGAAGGCCAGCCUGGCGUGAAAUUGUACCGAUUUCCUGGCCGCCCGUGGGAGCAAGAACGACGGGAAAGAUGGAUUGUUGCUGUUCGAAGAGUUAACGAGAACGACGGCUCGCCGUGGAUGCCGAAGCAGACAAGCAGGAUCUGCUCCAAACACUUCGUGAACGGCGCAAAAAGCACGAUAGCGACACACCCUGGCUAUCACCCAACUAUUUUCCCGGAUGUUUACAAAGUUCGUCCUGUAAAAUCAACCGACCAGCUGUCGAGGUAUGGAAGGUGGAAGAAAAGAGACGAGGUAAAGUCAGUGGCAACCGGAGAAGGUUGUUGCACCAUUGCCAGUACAGAUACCACACGGGGCAGCCAAGAUACAGAUGCAGACACUGCAGGCCACAAUUACUCUUUGCGUCCGCCUGGCUUGGAGCUGCUCUGCGCUGCUGCUGCAUCACUACAGGAGGCACAAGAAGAUAAGUGGGAACAUGCGACUGAUGGACCUUCAUACGGCACCUUGCCUGGCUAAAAUUUUGCCAGAUGUGCUACCUAAUGUUGCAACGGCAGGGAAGGCUCUGUCAGAGCGGCCUAUCAGGUUUAUCUUUGGCCUUCCAGUAGGGCCUGGGGACAUUAAGUCAGACUAGUUUCCACUGGAGACCUACAGUACCACUGUGACAAGUGCACCUCGCAAGAAUGAGCUGGCAGAUAAAACUGCCCACUCCUAUCUAACGGCAAGGGGAGCGGGCAGCCCCUUGAAUAUAUCCUCCUGAGACCCGAACACAACUAUCGGACAUAAUCACUCUUUAAGAUGGUUUUCAUUGUCUACUGUUAUGUUACGAACUUGAAAAACAAUGUUAAUUAAUAACUUAAACACCACGAUUAGGUGCCAGAAGCCGAGUCUCCUUGUACGUGAAAAAAAUAAGUAUCUUCGUUAUUUCCCCAGGUUUUCUGUGUUAAAAACUGCAUUUCAUUGCUUAAACGCAGAGACGAAUAUGGAAUUACAUGUAGUACAUUGCCAUGUUGCUGCCACGUUUGGUAUUUUCAUGCAAUCUCUGUGGCUUAAAGACACACCUCAAGAUUGCUUUCGACCGCCUGGGACUACACAGAGCUCUAGAUCAAUUCAGUGUCAAAUUUCUCGAAAGUAAAUGACCAGAGUAUGAGUAAACCACUUCUUUACAGUUACACAUGCACUGUACUUCAUACCAAAAAUUAAUAUUUUGCAUAAUCACUCCCGAGUGAAUUUUGAAAAAAAGUUGGAAGGCAAUGAAUGUGCAAUGUAUUGUACAAGGGGUCUUAGGAGGAUUAUAUAGGGCGACACAGGCUCCUCGGACGACUAGCAAACAAGUCGCUUUGGCAGAGUGAGUUUUGAAGACACUGUGUCGUGGUAAGCGUAAAACGACAUUCAACAAGACGAGGUCAGCAGAUCAGCCGUCUCUGGAACAGGAUGCAGCACAUGACGAUGCCGAUCUAGACAAUGGUGUAGAUAAAUUUAGAUACAGGAAUGUGCGUGCGGCAGUGCAUGGUAGCUUUCUAUACUUUUAUUUAUGCUACCUUUGAUAGGCACAUGUAUAUCUAUCGUGUGUUUGCGCAAUAAAAGUUUUAUUGCGAGU
Molecule: messenger RNA, 1752 nt
Organism: Dermacentor silvarum
Lineage: Eukaryota; Metazoa; Arthropoda; Arachnida; Ixodida; Ixodidae
Exons: 4
Coding region: 54-671 (205 amino acids)
Molecular function (GO): sequence-specific DNA binding
Source: RefSeq, a predicted model, not a curated record